UGACGUUAUAACAUAUACAUACACGUACAUGUUGUUAUUUUGAACAUGGCUGCGGUGGAUUGUGAAUCAAAAGACGACAAUGCAACUAAUUUAUCGGAAACACUUGUAUUUUCGAAUGAAACAGUUAAAACGAUCGAAGAACAUGAAACAUCAGGAAUACCUUUACAAUCAUCUUGGACAUUUUGGUUAGACAAAGCUAUUUCUGGCACAACUGUUGAAGAAUAUAAAGAAAAUUUAACGAAGAUUUAUACUGUGAACACUGUACAAAGUUUUUGGGCUGUUUUCAACAAUAUACCAAGUGUUAAUGCUAUACAAGUCAGAUAUAGUUAUCAUUUAAUGAGAGACGAAAGAUAUCCAUUAUGGGAAGAACCUAUCAAUCAAAAUGGUGGAACAUGGAGACUAAAGUGCCAUAAAUCUGAUACUGAAAAAAUAUGGAAAGAAAUGGUGCUUGCAGCUAUUGGAGAACAAUUUGCGGAAUGUGUUGCAGAAGGAGAUGAAGUUUGUGGAAUAACUGUGUCUAUUAGAGACAGAGAAGACCUUGUUCAAAUAUGGAAUACAAAUGCUACUUUAGCAUCAAAAGCUACAAUUUUAAAUAAAAUCCAUUCUCUCUUACCUAAUGUAAACUUUUCUGAAUUUUAUAAACCGCAUCAAUCACAUCAUGCCUAUGGGCGCCGUUAAAAAAAAAUUAAUAUUAUUAAAAUAUUAUUUGAUAAAUAUGAAUUUAUAAAUAAAAAUUUAAUUAUAAAAAUGAAGAUCUACAUAAUUGUGUAAGAAAAAUUCUGUACAUUUAUACAUGUAAAAGUAUAUAUUUUUAAUUUGUUGAUAUUUAAUCAUUUAUUAAUGUUAGCUACAUAUGUUAAUCUUUUGUAAGAAUAUAAA
This is a messenger RNA of Apis florea (little honeybee), 879 nucleotides long. Its product is annotated as eukaryotic translation initiation factor 4E type 3. Gene Ontology annotation, biological process: translational initiation. Gene Ontology annotation, cellular component: eukaryotic translation initiation factor 4F complex. The record is from RefSeq and is a predicted model, not a curated record. Gene Ontology annotation, molecular function: RNA 7-methylguanosine cap binding; translation initiation factor activity. Lineage: Eukaryota; Metazoa; Arthropoda; Insecta; Hymenoptera; Apidae.